This is a messenger RNA of Porites evermanni, 6069 nucleotides long. The record is from the annotation of a GenBank genome assembly. NCBI's taxonomy places the organism in Eukaryota, Metazoa, Cnidaria, Anthozoa, Scleractinia, Poritidae.
AUGGCUUUCUUUAUAUGUAAAGUAGCUCUCAUAUUUUCAGUUCUAGCGGCAAUUUCUUUGGCUUCUCAUGAAGAGAAAUAUCGAUUUGGAAGAUCAUAUACCAUAAACCCCGGAAAGGUACGUAUGAAAAGUCUUCAAAGUGUUUAUUACCAGAACAUGAGGUCUAAAAUGUAGUGUCUACUAAACUGCUUCUCAGAAAGCUCAAUUGAAGGGCAUUUGACUCUGAACAAUAAAGAAUGAUCGGCUAACACUUAACCAUUUACGUAAGUUUAUUCGUAAUUUAGAUUGAUUGAAACAUUAUUUUCUUUCAAAUGCUUAUUUUUGGGUCACGUGAGCAGACGGUGUUGUUCAUUGAACCAAAAGGCCUCUCUACAUGUAUACAAUUGAACCACCAUGUGCGGUCGCCUCUCGUAAAUGCUCCCUCCCAAGCGAACUCUAAUCCAAACGCCAACAAUUUUUUCUAGUUAAAACGUUAGUUGGAACGCAUGGUAAACGGCCACCGGUCCUAGGCGACCGGUUAAGAGUCCUUUACAUUAAAGUAAAGUUUAUAAAGACAGUAUGUUUUGUUAACUAUGCAAAAAAGUUUCGAAAUAAAAUGAAUCUUGAUUGUAUUUUAGGUUUUAUUUUGUCCUUCGGCUCGAGCAGGACCCCCGGGCCCCCCCGGACCACCGGGACUUCCAGGAAGAGACGGUAGAGAUGGUAGGGAUUGUCCCCCGUGCAACUGUGCGGGAGGUUCACCAGCUACUCUUCCUCCUGCAGAGCCCCCCUGCGCCGGAUCUCAGCCCUUUGCCCCUCAAGGGCCCCCAACUGGAGGGUAAGUUCAUAAUGAUUCAAGCAAUUCCACUCUGAUGUAAAAGUGAUUUUGUUCAUGUCCAGCUUAUUUUUCCCCGUUUGAAGUAGUGUUCUAGCGGCGUUGAAAGGCGACGUCACGGAUGUUGAUGCAACAACUUUGGGCGGAUUUGUAAACCUUGUCCCAAGGCGCUUGGGGCCCAUUUUAUAAGGGAAAAGCUCGGGAACGAGGUUGUGGCUCGACUCUGAGAGUCUGAUCGUGAUUGGAUGAAGAGAACAUUCUAAUUACCGUACAUUUGAUAACCUGGGAAAAUAAAGUAUUUCCCCCAUUUUUCGGAGGGAAAUUUUUCCGUUAAAAUGAAUAAGGGAAUUUCAUACAGGGAAAUCGACAAAGGUUUAUGAAAUGCAGCUUGAAUCUUUUCAUUUGCCCUCGAACGUUUCUUAGUUCUUGACCGACUCCCAUCUUCACUUCACAAAUGCGCAAGCGUUGUCUAAAAAUGUUCAAGUUCAAGCAAACUAAAACCGUAGACUUUCAAAAACGUCCGUCGACUUCGUCGCUCGCGGUCGGCCGAUUCGCGGCCAAAAAAGGUUCGCUCCGCUCCGCUCAUCAAGAGGUCGACGUGUAGCAAGUCUAGCAAAACCGGUGUUUUUCUCUAGUAUCAUAGUGGUCCAUAUAUAAAAUAUAGUUACAUUCUAUUCUUCUCCAUACUGGACAAACAGCAAACCUUAUAUAACUGUGUCCCAGCUGAGUUUACUUCCUGAUUAUGGAUAUUCUGCUGUCAUUGCAGAGAGAGCCCACACGUGCACUUAGCAGCAGCUACACGUGAUCUUGCAGACGAAACGGAACAAAGUGGAAGUGGAAAAGGAGGCGCAUAAAUUGUCUUAUAAAAAUUGUGACAGGCAUAAAUUAACUUAGGACCACCAAUCAAAAAGAUUCUUUCGAAUUAAGUUCUUAGUAUAAAAGUGAGAAGUACAGUGAACUUUUAAGUUUGCUGUUUGUCCAGUGAGAGAAAAGGAAAACUCGACCCUUUUUAAUAAAUGCCAUUUCUGAUAAAAGGGGAUAGGGUUUCCUUCACGACAGAUUUGUAGAACGGCUGAGUCCUAUAUCUCCACUGGACAAACAAACAAACAAACAAAAAUACUUUUAUUUUUAGAUUUUUUUAUAAUUUAGACAUUUAUAUUAUUUCACUGCUUCGCAUCCUUCGAAAACAACAUUUUAAGCAGUGAAAAUAAUUGUAGAAAGCUCUGAGGGGGACAUUACUAGGCAAACUCGAUCUAGAAACCUCUAGAACUACAAUCGACUUCAGUAAAUACUCAACACUGCGAUCUUGUGACCAUAGAAAUAUAUGUUUUGUAGAGGAAGAAAAGUAGUGUUAGCCUAAAUUUCAAUUUCUCUCAUAGAGGUCGCUUCUUAUCCUCCUCGGUCGGGAGACCGAGGAACAGUAACAUGAGACCUCGGACCCCUACACGGGAAGGGGGGGGGGUGGCUGGGGGGGAGGGCUACUUAUCAGGGUUUCUUACUGGGAGGUUCCGCCUCAAGGUCCAACCCCUCACCCAUUAACGUACCAUUUUGGCAGAAAAAAGUAUCCCUUUUAUAUACCUUCCAUUAGCCUGGGUAGCAGGCGCUUGGAAGUAGUGGGCACAAGAAAAAACGGGCGCGUGAGAAAGAGAAACAGUCACCCCUCACGUGUCUCCCUUGCGCGCGCCCGUUCUCUCUUUCGCCCACUACUUUCAAGCGCCUGCUACGCAGGCUAACCUUCCAUUGAAAUUUAUGCCCCUUUCACAUACAGUUGAACCUCUCCACAACGGCCAACUUGGGGACAGAAGAAAGUGGCCGUUGUAGAGAGGUUUAAACAAGAGUAGAGAGGUGGUAGUUGUAGAGAGGUUUAAACAAGAGUCAAUGUAUGGACUGUCCGCCAUAUUGAAAGUGGCCGUUGUGGAGAGGUAGCCGAUAGUAGCCUGCGUAGCCAGUGAAGCGUUUCCUUGCGGUUUCGGUGCAAAGACUCAAAGACCGCGCAAAAAAUGGCUCUCGUUCUAUUUCUCGCGCGGCUAAAACCGAAAAUCCCGUUCCUCGGUCUUUCUUUGCUCCGAAACCAAACGGGAACGCUUGUUACGCAGGCUAGGCCGUUAGUGGAGGCUCGACUGUAUCUAUAACAAUCAGUCUUCCGGUCAUUUUAUGUGGCCUUUAACAAUAUUAAUUAAAUUGAUGCAACCAUAAGGUGCAUCGGUUCGAAAUAUUCUAGCUAAGGGCCCUUUUAAAUAACUAAAUUACAAAUUUCUUUACCCUGUCAUAUACUUCAGCUUAAGAAAUCCUAUACCAUUUUAUAAACCCAAAGCUUGAAAAAGGUUGUCCUUUCGGGCAGAGCCUCUCCGAGUAAGCAUCACAGGGAGUUACCCACCCUCUCCCCCCCCGGUACCACGAUGAGUAUGAGCGAAUAUUGGUAGUGUUAAUGUGCAGUAUAAAAUAAAGGUUCAACAUAAAGUUUUGCGUCAUUUUUUAUUUAGAAGUAGGCUUAAACAUGAAAAAAACAUCAUUUCAGUGAUAAUCUUUUGGUGAAUAUAAUAUCUCUGCAACCAAAGUUUUUACUUUGAGUGGGAAUGAUGACGAUAAAGUCUUUCAUUCGUAUACAGAUCUAGACAAAAAGAAGUCUUCGUGAGUAAUUUUUCAGUUGAGCUAGAUCGUGUAUGUGUUCGCGCUCGCGAAAUCAGAUUGAAAAUUAGAUUGGUCCACACAUAAAUCUCUAGAAUAGCUCAAGAUAGAGAUGAGAGGUGUCACAAAAACCUAAAUUGGAGAAAUUAUGGGUUGGUUAGCAUAUCCUGAAAGACAAGAUGAAAAAUGUUCACUUGCUAUAUAGGCCUGGAUCAUAAAAGUUACAGAUCCAAGCCAAUUUUUGAAGGAUUUGUAUGGAGUCAUCAAAGCAAUAGGCUGAUUUUUGGCAAGGGAACUUAUUUUUGAUCUUGUUCUUCCUGAAUAUGCCAACCAGUCCCAUAAUUUCAAAAAUUUGAAGACGUCACACUUUCUUAAUACUCUAUUGAGACUGUGAUUAACGAGUGUGUAAGCCGUUUGCCGCGUGCAUUUGUAGUCUGAGUGAGUACACCACCGUAACAUUUUAAUUUUAUCAACGUUACAAUUUCAAACAGCUAUGUUAUCAGUCAUUUCAAUAAUUAUCAAAUCCCAAAUAUCGUGAUAUUUCUGUACCUCACACAGACCCCCUCAAGGACUUGGUUCUGUUCACAAUCCGGCAAAGUCCUGCGAUGAAAUUUUGUCCUCAGUUCCAGGUGCUGAGAGCGGUGUAUUCUGGCUCCAGGCUGCUCGCGGACCACCUUUUCAGGUUAGUCAGCUUCCUGCUAUUAGUAACCUGAGAUCAGGCUCAAUUUGCGUUUCGCUUUGAAAAUAACAUUCCGGCGGGCAAGACGAAACGAAACUUUUAGCGGUAGCCGUUAGAGAGAAUGUAUGAGAACCGCUAAAAUUGGGCCUGAUCCCAAGUUACGCUAGCAGAGGACUCUUUUCCUUUGUACUGUAAACUACCGCUUUUAAUUAUAUAAGCUACCCCGAUCGUAAGGAAAAGAGGCCUCUGCUGGCAGGAAAGGAAGAAAGUAAAGUUAGUUACCAUCGCGGAUUGACCUUAACUUAGCUUCGACCUUAUCUCCAUCCACUGAAUUGCAAGACUGCUUUCAGGCCUUUUCAAAUCUUAAGAGAAAAGUAUUGGGAGGGAGGCCGAUUGCCGUUAUAGUGUUGGAAAAGAAAACCCUAGCUGGCGAUCGGGGUGCCUAGCUGGCCUAGUGCCAUGAGCUAACAACACGCGCACGCCAUAGUAAACGGCAAGGAAUGACGCAACAGGCGAGGCACAUUUGCAUUUUGCAGGCAACUGAAAAAUAGAAUAGUUUGCUUGAAGCAAUAGAAAGUAUUGCAGUUAAUUUUUUAUUUCAGGUCAUUUUUAAUUUUUCAGUUUGUUUCACAUUCCUCAGCAUACAUUAAAAUACCCCAAAACAAUGUAAAUUUAAAAAUUAACUGAGAUAAAAAUUAACCUGAACAUAGACAUCAAAAUAACGCUUCGGGAAAAGAUAUGGGAUAGGAUGACAUGAUAAGAGUUUAUUUUUCAUCUGGGAGGAAAUUUUUGUUUCGUCAAGUAUGGUCUCAUUCAGCGUUUCACCCUUUCUACCUUGUCUCCAUCUGUUCCUUGCUCCAGUCAAAAUUUAUACGUAGAAUUUCCGUUAUAAUAAUUUGAUUACCCGCUGCAUUCCUGCAGACACACUGUGAAAUGAUCUCAUGCCAUGGAGAAUCAGGAGGCUGGACCCUAGUCGCACGAGUUGAAGGCAUGUCAGGUGACUUCUCACCCACAAGCCCUCUCUGGGCCAAUGAGGAUGUAGUGAGUCCUUGGGAUGCCGCUGACCUCACUCGAACAACAUCUAUGAAAAAUCCCGGAUGGUUCUCAGUGUCGAAUCAGGCGGUGCGCGUGUGCUAUAGUGGUCCUCGAAGUAACUGUGCGACCUUUACGCACAAUCGUGGACUGACACUCACUCAGUUCUUUGGAAGUCAGUUUGCAGUGGAGGUACAAGAGCAUUAUACUUUUGAGUCCUUGAUGAAGAAGCUGGGGAAACAUCUGGAUCUGGGGCAUUUGAAAACCGUAAGUAUGUUAUUUUUCAUUACAUCUUAUUGCGGGCGACCAGAGGAGUCCGCAAUACUAAUCUUCAGAUUGGUAUUACGCAUGCAUGGCAUGUAUGUAGCCAGCAUUCGCUUGGAUUUCCUAUCACCCGUAGUAAUCGUCAUCUCAUCACGCAUGUUUUGACUUUGUAUCACAUGAAACUUACGCAAAGCAUAGCGUCGAGGCACCAACGAUCGAUCUCGUCCGCCUUUCUUCUACCUUUAAUUAUGAAGCUUGUCUGCUUCCUUAAACAAUAUGUCUUGAAUCUCACAGGAAUGGUGUGGCCUCAAUCUUGGAAAUCUCUGCAACUUAGUCGCAGACCCCAACAGGGAGCCUGGAACCCACAUUUGUCGCAUAGGGUGUAUUGGCGAUACCAGUCUCCCUCGGUCACCCAACGGAUGUAACCCGGAUGACUAUGCCUUAGGUAUUGGCGUGUCAAGCUGUAACUCUCCAGGAGGAUGUCACGGUCAGGUGUCCAAAACAAGUAGCCUACACUAUAGCAUGUACUCACGCUAUGGUGAUUACCAGCAGACAGCUUUCAUCUACGUCAAGUAAAAUCCGUUUUUUACCGCUUACAUGAGCAGAGACUCGAUGCCGUUUGCUUUUUUAUAAAGCAUCUUAGUUAAGAGCCAUA